AUGGGUGUCCCAGCCCUCUUCCGAUGGCUUUCGUCCAAGUACCCAAAGAUCGUGUCUGCCGUCGUUGAAGAGCAGCCGCAGGAAAUAGACGGGCAGGAAAUACCAGUCGAUAUCACCAAGCCGAAUCCUAAUGGCGAAGAGAUGGAUAAUCUCUACCUGGACAUGAACGGUAUCGUCCACCCGUGUACGCAUCCUGAGGGCAAGCCUCCACCAGCAAACGAAGGCGAGAUGAUGUUGGAGAUUUUCAAAUAUACAGACAGGGUGGUGAACAUGGUCCGACCAAGAAAAUUGUUGAUGAUUGCUGUUGAUGGCGUCGCGCCCCGUGCUAAAAUGAACCAACAACGCUCCCGUCGAUUCCGUUCUGCGCAGGAUGCAAAGGCUGAAGACGAGAAGAAAGUAGAAUUCGCAAAGCUGCUUAAGAAACAGAAGCGUGGAAAGUCAGAUGUAACAAUUGCCGAAGAGGUGAUUAAGAAAACUUGGGAUACCAAUGUCAUCACACCAGGCACACCUUUUAUGGAUAUUCUUGCUCUCGCGCUACGAUACUGGGUCGCGUAUAAGCUAAGUACCGACCCUGGUUGGGAAAAGCUGAAAAUAAUUAUUUCCGAUGCCACUGUUCCAGGUGAGGGAGAGCACAAGAUUAUGGAGUUUGUCCGUUCUCAGCGUGCUUGUCCAGAAUAUGAUCCCAAUACUCGGCACGUAAUCUACGGUCUGGAUGCCGAUUUGAUUAUGUUGGGACUAGGCACCCACGAGCCACACUUCCGUGUUUUGCGAGAAGAUGUCUUUUUCCAAGAAUCAAAAGCCAGAACCUGCAAACUAUGCGGGCAAGCUGGCCAUGUUGAAGAGGCCUGCACAGGGAAGGCGAAAGAAAAGCAAGGAGAAUUUGACGAAAAGCAAAAGGGGAGCCCUCUGAAACCAUUUAUCUGGCUUCAUGUUUCGAUACUUCGUGAAUAUCUGGCUGUAGAAAUGCAGGUCCCUCAACAACCAUUUCCUUUUGAUCUCGAGAGAGCUUUGGAUGACUGGGUAUUCAUGUGUUUCUUCGUUGGUAAUGAUUUCUUGCCUCACCUUCCGUCGUUGGAAAUUCGUGAAAAUGGCAUAGACACUCUUAUCGCAAUUUGGCGUGAUAAUAUUCCGCAGAUGGGUGGCUACCUAACGAAGGAUGGCCGAGUUGAUUUAGCAAAGGCGCAGUUAAUUUUGCAGGGACUAGCAAAGCAGGAGGAUGCAAUCUUCCGCCGUCGGCGACAGACCGAGGAGCGGAGGAAUGCAAAUGCUAAACGACGCCAGGAGGAAGACCGUCAGCGCAGGAACAAUAAUAACGAUCAUGCUCGGAAGAAGCGAAGAGGCUCUCGUGGUGCUGAGCCAGUUCCAGAUAUUCCACCUCUUGUCGUGCCAGGCAAAGGGGAGUUAACGAGAGCCGAGAGAGAGCUGACGCACGCUAUGGUCGUUAACCGUGGAGCAGUCUACAAGGCCAACAUGGCAAACAAAAGCGCUGCUGCCGCUCUCAAAGCUCAGCUUCUCUCCGGUGGUACAGCAGAAGACGAUGCUGACGCUAAAGAUGCUCAGGAGCCAGAACCUUCUGCGGCAUCCGGCUCAAAGCUUGGAAAACGAAAGUCUGAUGUGUUUGAAAAUUCAAACACAGAAGCGGAAGCAGAAGAGGAAGAGGAAGAAGAGGAAGCAGUCGAGGUUCCGGCAAAGCCCAAGGAAGACGAGAUGCCCCCGGAUACAGUACGGCUUUGGGAAGACGGAUAUGCAGACCGGUACUAUGAGCAGAAAUUUGGGGUAAGCCCCAAAGACAUUGCUUUCCGACACAAGGUAGCGCGGGCAUACGUUGAAGGACUAAGUUGGGUCCUUUUGUAUUAUUUCCAGGGAUGUCCAUCCUGGACUUGGUAUUAUCCCUACCACUAUGCGCCCUUUGCCGCAGACUUUGUUGACAUUGGCGAGAUGGAUGUACAAUUUAACAAGGGAACUCCAUUCAAGCCAUUCGAGCAGCUGAUGGGAGUCUUGCCUGCAGCUUCGAAUCAUGCUAUUCCCGAGGUGUUCCGUGACCUCAUGUCCGAUGAAAACAGUGAGAUCAUUGACUUCUACCCAGAGGACUUCCCCGUUGAUCUAAACGGGAAGAAGUUUGCUUGGCAGGGGGUUGCCCUGUUACCAUUCAUUGACGAGAAACGACUGUUGGCAGCAAUGGAUAAGCGGUAUCACUUAUUGUCUGAGGCGGAGCAAGCCCGCAAUGCCAUGGGGAAGGAUGUGCUACUAUUAUCAGAGAAACAUCCUCUCUACGAAUCUCUGACAGCCAAUUUCUACUCGAAGAAACAAGGCUCGUCAAAGCUAAAAUUAAACAUGCGUAUCAGCGAGGGACUCGGCGGGAAAGUCGAGAAGAACGAAUCAUAUCUGCCUCACAGCUCUCUAUCCCUGGAGGUGGACGGCGCCGAUAUCCCUGCACUUGACGAAGAUCGGUCAAUAAGUGUUUACUAUGAAAUGCCCAAGUCUAUGCACACCCAUAAAUCCAUGCUGCUACGUGGUGUCAAGUUCAAGGAGCCAGCCCUGGACAAGACAGAUCUAGAAAUCACCAGAAACAAAGCUCGGCACUCUGGGAGGUCAUUCGGCGGUGCACCACUCCAUUCGAACCGCGGUGGUAGAGGCAGGGGAGGCGGAAGAGGGGGCCAGAUAUCAUAUGCCAGCAAUGACCGCCCCAACCCGUUUGCUGCUCACUUGCCGCCAGGCUAUGUUCCACCACGGCACAUGGGCGGAGGCCCUCCUGGGUAUAAUCCUGCACCCCCAAACACCUACAACGGCUCUGAUCGGUAUCGGUCUCGGGGAGGGGGACAUCCUCGGGGGGGCGGCGGCGGCGGCGGCGGCGGCGGAUAUGGCGGAGGCUAUGGGGAUCAUUACCAGCAGCCUCCUCGACACAACUGGUCCCAACACAACGCUCCACCCUAUGGCAACGCUCCUCGCAACCCCUACCAAGACCGCGCUCACUACCAGGGCGGCGGGAGCGGCGGGUACGGGCGCGGCGGAGGAGGAGGAGGAGGAUCCUAUGAUGGCAGGGGAGGAGGCUACUACAACUCCAGGGGGUCCGGCCGUGGUCGAGGAGGCCGCAGUGACGGGUACGGCAGAUAUUAA
Molecule: messenger RNA, 3117 nt
Organism: Nannizzia gypsea CBS 118893
Lineage: Eukaryota; Fungi; Ascomycota; Eurotiomycetes; Onygenales; Arthrodermataceae
Product: 5'-3' exoribonuclease 2
Exons: 5
Coding region: 1-3117 (1038 amino acids)
Biological process (GO): nuclear-transcribed mRNA catabolic process
Cellular component (GO): nucleus
Molecular function (GO): 5'-3' RNA exonuclease activity; RNA binding
Source: RefSeq, a predicted model, not a curated record